Molecule: messenger RNA, 1451 nt
Organism: Malus domestica (apple)
Lineage: Eukaryota; Viridiplantae; Streptophyta; Magnoliopsida; Rosales; Rosaceae
Product: probable prolyl 4-hydroxylase 10
Biological process (GO): peptidyl-proline hydroxylation to 4-hydroxy-L-proline
Cellular component (GO): endoplasmic reticulum
Molecular function (GO): L-ascorbic acid binding; iron ion binding; procollagen-proline 4-dioxygenase activity
Source: RefSeq, a predicted model, not a curated record
AUCUUUUAAAAAAAACAAAUAAAAAACAAAAGCUCGUUUAAUAUUAGAAAAUUGUAGAGACUAUUCGAUGCUCUAAUCCAAUCUCCCCUCACAGAGCUUCAGAUCUUGCUGUUCCGAUUCCCGAAUCCAAUCCGAACGAUCUCAAAUCCCCAAUUCCUUGUCCCAGAAGCAACAAUGGCUGUCAAGCCUCGGUAUUCGCGCCUCCCGGCUCGCAAAACGUCGUCGUCGUCGUCCACGACGCUGGUCCUGACCUUGCUGGUCAUGUUCACCUUCGUCAUCCUCAUUCUCCUCGCCCUCGGCAUCCUCUCCGUCCCCAGCGGCUCCGCCGGCGGCUCCCCCAAAGCCAACGAUCUCAGCUCGAUCUCGCGGCAGAGCGUCGAGAGGAAUGAGGAAAAUGAGGCUGGGGAGCAGUGGGUCGAAGCCAUCUCUUGGGAGCCAAGAGCUUUUGUGUAUCACAAUUUCUUGACCAAGGAGGAAUGUGAAUACCUAAUCGAUCUUGCCAAACCGACUAUGCACAAGUCAUCGGUAGUUGAUAGUGAAACCGGAAAGAGCAGAGAUAGCAGGGUUCGUACAAGCUCUGGAACAUUUUUGGCAAGAGGGCGCGAUAAAAUUAUCAGGAACAUUGAGAAAAAAAUCGCUAAUUUCACCUUUUUACCUGUAGAACAGGGGGAGGGGCUUCAGGUUCUCCACUAUGAAGUUGGACAGAAGUAUGAACCUCACUUUGACUAUUUUCAAGAUGAUUUUAACACCAAGAAUGGAGGCCAACGUAUAGCUACGGUUCUUAUGUACCUCUCAGAUGUUGAAGAAGGGGGUGAGACUGUGUUCCCUGCUGCCAAGGGGAAUAUUAGUUCUGUGCCUUGGUGGUAUGAGCUAUCUGAAUGCGGUAAAAAAGGGCUUUCAGUUAAACCUAAGAUGGGCGAUGCACUGCUUUUCUGGAGCAUGAGGCCUGACGCAAGUCUAGAUCCUUCAAGUUUACAUGGCGGAUGCCCUGUGAUUAAGGGGAAUAAGUGGUCAUCUACUAAAUGGAUCCGUGUCAGUGAGUACAGUAUUUGAACUAUUAUACAAAAGGUUAUACAAGUUCUUAGGUCGGUGUAGUACUUGUCAAUAUCUCAAGCCAGAGCUUUUGUACUUGUGCUUCACGUCUCAUUUGUAACUAAGUAUACGGAUCGGCGCCUGCAUGCCUUAGAUUUUGAUAUGCUACAGUCGACAGCUGUUCUACUACUAAUUCAAUUUUUGUUCAAGAGCUUCUAUAUUCUUGUUAUUAUCGCAACGCAUCGAUGAAAUAAGUUCGAUUUUUUUCUUUUUUAAUGGAAAUUCCUACUGUAAGAACUCAGAAGGUUUAGAACGUUGAGUUGAUGAAAAGAAACAGCAAGAGAUAUUCACGGAAAAUUACAAGUACUAAUUAUAUGUUUAUGAACAUUCGUGUUCACUAAUUUAUUCUCGUUAUGACA